Molecule: messenger RNA, 1447 nt
Organism: Diatraea saccharalis (sugarcane borer)
Lineage: Eukaryota; Metazoa; Arthropoda; Insecta; Lepidoptera; Crambidae
Source: the annotation of a GenBank genome assembly
UACUCCUUCAAUAUGUAUAUAAGUACACAGAUCUUGGUCCAAUAAAAGCUUGUCUAACAAAAUUAUAUGUAUAUUGUGCUAAGCCUGCGAUGAAACAUUUAUCAGUGAAUAAUUUUAUUUUGAUACGAAGCAAUCAAAUCAAAAUAAUUUAUUCAGUUUAGGCUGUUACAAAGCACUUGUGCAACAUGCAAUCAUUUGUUCAGUCUGGGCUGUUACAAAACACACAAUAAUUCACUUUCACGACAUAAUUUUUAUAAUGAUAUGAUAUAAUGGUUAAGAAAACUCAUAAGGCAAUAUUCACUGAAUAUCCGCUAAUCACCUACUAAAAGAACAGUUGCUUAAACUUUCGCUGGUCUGUUAAAACUUUCUACAAUUUAGCUUAACAGUGGAAUUAUGAUAAAUCGUCAUUUCUAACAAUAGUUCAAAACCGUUUCUACAUAAACAAUGCACUCGAAAUAUGCGCAAAAGCAAACCUAUUGAAAACAGAGGUGACACAUUGGUCCAGUGACAUGAACCCAUUUCUCUAAGUGUUAAAAAUGAUAAUUGGUCGAGAUGCGAGGUGUGAAGACGGUCGUCUCCGUUAUUCCUUAACUGGCAGCCUUGCUGUAUCGUAGUAACCUUGACUGUGAAUAUUGUGAAAAUGUUGCAUUUAAGCUACGUUUCGUUAUUAGUGGUGAUACUACAUAAACAAACUAUUGCCACACAUUUAAAUCUAAACCAUUUCGUCUGUGGCCCUUAUGGUUUUGUUUGCGAAGGACUCGACAGACUGAGGUUAUGCGAAGAUGACAAAUUAAUAGGACCUUCUUUUAAGUGUCCUAGAAAUUCUGUAUGCAACUCAGAUUCUUUAGAUGUGUGUGACAAUGCUAUUAAUUACAUAGACCCAGAGGUGAGGAAAAGUUUGCAUUGCCACAGGAAUGAACGCAUCGCCGAUCCCACCGUACCCAAUUGUAAAGGCUACAUCCUAUGCAUUCCAAACAAAGAUCGCUUUCAAGGUAUCAAAUUCAAAUGCGCUGGCAAUACAGUUUUUAAUGGCUUCACUCGCACAUGUUCUAGCCCAGAAAGAUAUAAGUGUCCUAUUAACAAUACGACUAAAGCAACUUUAGAACUUUUUGGAAAUCAAAAUCGGAGAGGGGAUACCAGUGAUGUUUCUAAGUUCGAUCCAAUACGGGAUCGCGAGAGUAAGCCGAUCGAGUGUAAACAUUACAAGUUUACUGUUACUAAUGAAGAUGGCCCAGUGCGUGCUACAUAUUUCUGCCCGUCGAGGCCAGUACAAGGAGAGAAUACAGUUCGAUGCACAGUUUUCUCUAGCAAGUAUUGCCUCACUUUGGAAAGAGACGAUGAGCAACAGUACAUGCAAAAUUUUGGAUUACCAUUUCGAAAACCUCGUCAUUACCGUACCGAUAAGAAAAUUGAUCCGUAAACAUAAAUUCACAUUAUUUUGUAAUUG